Messenger RNA from Vicia villosa (hairy vetch), 1142 nucleotides. Its product is annotated as 1-aminocyclopropane-1-carboxylate oxidase 1-like. The transcript has 3 exons. Gene Ontology annotation, molecular function: dioxygenase activity. NCBI's taxonomy places the organism in Eukaryota, Viridiplantae, Streptophyta, Magnoliopsida, Fabales, Fabaceae. The record is from RefSeq and is a predicted model, not a curated record. Bases 21 to 965 code for a protein of 314 amino acids.
GAAAAUUGAAGAAGCAAGAGAUGGUUGAGCCUAGCAUUCCCACCGUUGAUCUCUCACCUUUCCUGACAGAACACAAGGAUGGCAAAACAAAAGCCAUGGAAACAAUCACAAAAGCUUGUUCCGAAUAUGGUUUCUUCCAAAUUGUUAACCAUGGUGUUUCUUUAAAUCUGAUGAAACAAGCUAUGGAACUAUCCAAAACAUUUUUCGAUUACUCAGAUGAAGAAAAGAACAAGAGCAGUCCUUGUUCUAAUGCUCCACUUCCUGCUGGAUACAGUAGACAGCCUUUGCACUCACCGGACAAAAAUGAGUAUUUGCUUGUUUUUUCUCCUGGAUCUAACUUCAAUGUUUUUCCUGAAAGCCCUUCUCAGUUCAGGGAAGUACUUGAAGAACUAUUUGUACGAAUGAGCAAGAUUGGAGUGGUGAUGGAGAACAUUAUAAACGAGUGUUUAGGUCUCCCUACCAAUUUUCUCAAGGAUUUCAACCAUGAUAGAAGCUGGGAUUUCAUGGUGGCUUUGCGUUACUUCCCAGCUUCUAACAACGAAAAUGUCGGAAUCACAGAGCAUGAAGAUGGUAACUGCAUUACAUUUGUUCUACAAGAUGAAGUAGGAGGCUUGCAACUCCUUAGGAAUGAAGAAUGGGUUCCUGUUGUUCCUGCAGAGGGAACCAUAGUUGUUAAUGUUGGUGAUGUUAUUCAGGUUUUGAGUAACAAAAAGUUCAAGAGUGCGACUCAUAAAGUUGUAAGAAAAGGAGAAAAAAACCGGUACUCUUUUGUGUUCUUCCAUAACUUAAAUGGAGAGAAAUGGGUUGAACCAUUGCCACAAUUCACCAAAGAGAUUGGGGAAGCACCCAAGUAUAGAGGGUUCCUUUACAAGGAAUAUCAAGAGCUGAGAUUGAGGAACAAGACACAUCCACCUUCUUGUCCUGAGGAUGUAAUCCACAUUACUCAUUAUGCAAUAGAUACCUAGACACUUGUUCUGUCUGGACUCAUUUGCUAUGUUUUAUAACAUGUUUUCUUGUGAUGAAUCAUUAUGUCUAUCACAUUUGGUCAAGCAGUGUGUUAAAAUAAAGAUAAAAGGAGUGAUUGUUGUGUAAGAAAUUUGAUAUCAGGCCUAGUGGUAUUGAGAUAAAGGAGUUUUCCAUCC